This is a messenger RNA of Ectocarpus sp. CCAP 1310/34, 1034 nucleotides long. The record is from the annotation of a GenBank genome assembly. Lineage: Eukaryota; Phaeophyceae; Ectocarpales; Ectocarpaceae.
UAGGCCUGUUCGACUGGUCGUCCUGUCAUGACUGCAUGGAGGUCGGCGCACCGUCGGUGAAGAGAAUGAACUUGGGUGUCGGUGGUGUGAGGAACGGAGAAGAGCUUGCGCCGAUGGACCCCGUGACCAUCCUCGAAGAUACCCCGAACCUCCCAGCCGGCACGGUACAGCACUUGGUGUUUCGGAGGGGGGACGAUCCCCCCUUCCACUCCCCGCAUCUCAAGCCGGCGCAAUAUGUCGGAAAGUUGAAAGGAAUGCGGCAGAUUUUGUGGGAGAGGGGGCUCCUGGUCAAAGGCAUGAGUAAGACGGGGGGCUCGGGCGAAAAGCAGGACCUCAGCAAGAGCAUGGAGCACGUUUUGGGAGAGCAGAAGGACUUCAAGGAAGUUGAUUCUAGUCUGGUGCUGUUGAUGCAGCGCCACGGGGGGGCCUGUCUCAUACUUCCUAAGUACCACUGCGAGUGUAACCCCAUCGAGCUUGUUUGGGGCCGAGCGAAGGACUGGACUCGAAAGAACUGCAAAUAUUCGUUGGAAUGCUUGCGCGAGAACGUGCCGCUGAGUUUUAGACCAGAGAAGGAUAGACAGGCUGUUUCGGUAGUCCAGGGCUACUGCAAGAAGGCGUACACACACGCCCUCAUGUACCGCGAGACGCGUGUGCAAGGGCCUGAGGGCAAGAAGACGUACAAGAAGUACAAGUCGCACAGGCGCCAGACCCCGAAGGAAUGGAGGCCGUAGAGUCGAUGGCGCAUUCUUGUUCAUUGAGCUGUAUUUGUUCAGUUUUUUUCCGUGUUUCUGGUGGGAAUGUUGUACAAAAAUGGAACAUUUUUGUUGAAAACGGCCAAUAUUUGUGAUGUAUGUACGCUAUAGGUGCGGUAGAGGCAUUUGCAUAGUGUUUGAGGGCGUUCCUGUGCGCGUGUGAGUGGUUGGUGCGAAAAAAAAAAAAGAUUAGCAACAUAUAUGGGGGAAAAGUUGCUCUAGCGCCAAUUUCGUGGGUUCGAGACCCGCCGCGAGCAUCUUUUUUCAUUUUUUUCUCUUUUU